UACGAAAGAAAAAGUGGCCUCCAUAUAAAAAGACAUACUGACUUUAAGGUCAUGCCUUGACUACAGCUGUCUUUCAGGAGGCUGGCACAGAGCCAUAGCCAGAUCAUCAGGCUGCUUGUCAAGGGUGGGGCAGCAGCAACCUGCCACUCUUCCUCUGUGAGCCCAGCCUGAGCCUCCACUGGGCACUUAGUACAUGCUGGCAAGCCACACUCUAGAGCACUACUGGAAUCCAGAGGGAGCUCCAGGAGGACUCCUCAAGUUCCUUCUUCAAAACUCUGUCAGCUCACCAAAGGCACUUCAAAGACCACCGGAUCUUAUGGUUUUGGCUUGUCAGGUUCAUUGAGAACUGCACCAUCCCACCAGUAUCUGCCCCUCAUACAGGGGAAAGAGAGCUGAUAAGAAACUGAUGGGAGAGGCAUCACCAAGGGUGACAGGUUCUGAAAAGACUUGAGGAAACUGACAAAUCUGGAUGGCUACCCCUGAUAGAAGGAUGGUCUCCAGACCCCAGAGACCUAGCCCAGGUCCAAAGGCACCCCUGGACAGCCUGGAGCAGAAGGAGACCCAGGAACAGGGACCAGGCCAGCUGGCCAUGCUGAAGAAGGCCCAAGAAUUCUUCCAGACCUGUGAUGCUGAAGGCAAGGGCUUCAUUGCCAAGAGGGAUAUGCAGAGGCUUCAUAAGGAGUUGCCGCUCAGCCUGGAAGAACUGGAGGAUGUGUUUGAUGCCCUGGAUGCUGAUGGCAACGGCUUUCUGACCCCAGAGGAGUUCACUACUGGAUUUAGUCACUUCUUCUUCAGCCAGAAUAACCCAGGUCAAGAAGAUGCAGGCGAGCAGGUGGCCCUGUUCCAAGAAGAGCAGGUGUAUCAGUCCAUGGGAAGCACAGAGGAAGAUGGGGAAGCCCAGUUCCAGAUGCUAAUGGACAGACUUGGAGCCCAAAAGGUUUUGGAAGAUGAAAACGAUGUCAGACAGCUCUGGCUGAAGCUGAAGAAGGACGAACCUCACUUAUUGUCCAACUUUGAAGAUUUCCUGACUAGAAUCUUCUCCCAGCUCCAAGAAGCUCACGAGGAGAAGAAUGAAUUGGAGUGCGCCCUAAAAAAGAAAAUUGCUGCUUAUGAUGAAGAAAUCCAGCAUCUGUAUGAAGAGAUGGAACAACAGAUCAAAAGCGAGAAGGAGCGGUUUCUCCUGAAAGAUACGGAGAGGUUUCAGGCCCGCAGUCAGGAGCUGGAACAGAAACUGUUAUCUAAGGAGCAGGAGCUGGAACAGCUCACCCAGAAGCAGAAAAGGCUGGAAGGUCAGUGCACAGCCCUGCAUAGUGACAAGCAUGAAACCAAGGCUGAGAAUACCAAGCUGAAGCUCACUAACCAGGAACUGGCCCGGGAGCUGGAGCGGACCUCCCGGGAGCUCCAGGAUGCUCAGCAGCAGCUGGAGGGCCUCCAGAAGGAGGCCUGCAAACUCCACCAGGAGAAGGAGAUGGAGGUGUACCGCGUGACGGAGAGCAUGCAGCGGGAGAAGGCCGGGCUCCUGAAGCAGCUGGACUUCCUAAGGGAAAGGAACAAGCACCUUCAGGAUGAACGGGACUUAUGUUUUCAGAAAGAUAAGGCAGCCAAGGCAAACACAGCUGCUUCCAAGGCAAGCUGGAAAAGGAGAUCUGGCUCUGUGAUAGGCAAAUAUGUGGACGGCAGAGGGAUUCUUAGAAGCCAGUCAGAGGAGGAGGAAGAUGUGUUUGGCCCUCCAAGGAGGAGAAGUUCCCUGGGCCUGAAUGGAUAUCCUCUGACAGAAGAGGAGCUGGAGACGACUGGGGAGCCUGGAGCUGGAGGCCCAUCCCACCGACCCCUCCCCAGAAUCAUCUCCAUUGAAGAAGACCCUCUGCCCCAGCUCCUGGAGGGUGGCUUCGAGCAGCCACUGACCAAAUGCCCAGAGGAGGAAGAGGUUUCCAGUCAGAGGGCAGAAGGAUACAUCCAGGGAGCCCCACACUUGAAACUCACACCUGUUUCGCCGCGAGGGCAGCCUGUUGGGAAAGAAGCCCUAUCUAAGGAGGAGAGCGCUCCCUCCACCCCUGACCGGCUCUUCAAGAUUGUGUUCGUGGGCAAUUCUGCGGUGGGGAAGACAUCCUUCCUGAGGAGGUUCUGUGAGGACCGGUUCUCUCCUGGCAUGGUGGCCACUGUGGGCAUCGAUUACCAAGUGAAGACAGUGAAUGUAGAUGACUCUCAGGUAGCCCUGCAGCUGUGGGACACGGCUGGCCAAGAGAGGUAUCGUUGCAUCACCCAGCAGUUCUUCAGAAAGGUCGAUGGUGUCAUCGUCAUGUAUGACCUCACAGCCAAGCAGUCGUUCCUGUCUGUGCGGCAGUGGCUGAGCAGUGUGGAGGAGGCUGUGGGAGACCAGGUUCCUGUUCUUCUGCUGGGCAACAAACUGGACAACGAGAAGGAGCGGGAAGUGCCCCGGGGCCUCGGAGAGCAGCUCGCCAAGGAGAACAAUCUGAUCUUCUAUGAAUGCAGUGCCUAUUCAGGUCACAACACCAAGGAGUCCCUGCUCCAUCUAGCCAGGUUUCUCAAGGAGCAAGAAGACACAGCAAGGAAGGACACCAUUCAGGUCGGCCACCCUGCCAAGAAGAAAUCCUGCUGUGGCUGACAGAAAGCCUCCAGGACUGUCCCCACCCAAGCCUGAGGUCACAAGGUGACCUGCGCACAGGCCCCUGAAUGGAUGCCACCCACCAAGGCCUGCCCAGACCUUUGUCCUUGUUGGUCACUCACCUCCCCAAAAAAGGAAGGGAAACACAUUCAGUCAGGAGAGCUGCUCUUGGGGCACCUUGGAGUCUUGUCUCACUCUUCUCUGUCUAGACCCCAGAUGCCUAUCCCUUUUUUUAUUGUUUUUUUUUUUUUUUUUUUUCUCCAGCUUGGUUUCCUGGGGCAAAGAAACAGGUGGGUUUUUCUAGAAAAGCUACCAUGUGUCUUUUCCAUCUCUCUUCUCCUUCCCUUGCCCUCAGGAGCACUGCCGUUGCCAUGGCAACGAUGCAAAGCCUGACUUGCUGCUUCCUGUAGGCCAAAGAUACACCACUCAGGUGAUGCAGGCACGGCUUGUCUAGCUUUGGCUCCUGUUCUCUGGAAGCCAAAUGGCUGCUCUUGAUACAUGUUUCAUGGACCUUGAGACACCUGAAUCAUUCAGUGAGGCAAACCAGGGCAGCCACAUUCUAGUCCACCCUCCUCCCACCCUCUCUGCAGCACCAGGCCCACUGUAUUUCACCCCUUGGGUUCUCUGCAAUGGUGCCUUACAGAGAACCCACAGCCCUUCCUCCUCACCCCCACCUUCAACCCAGACUCCAAGGUGGAUGGUGAGUGAAAAAUGUAUGCCUGGGGUUAGGGAGUAGGCUUACUUCCUACUUAACUUUGACUAAGAGAUGAAAAGAAAACUGGUGGAAAAAACCAUCUGCUGCUAAACAGAGCAACCAUUUCUGGAGGGGAUAAAUAAGGUAUAUAUAGCCAUAUAAAGCCAUUUUCUAAAUGUUUCUCAAAAUAGCUCUUCGAAAAAUCAUACAUGAUGAUUAACGGGGUAGAUUGACAUGCAGGCAGUGAGGCCCAACACGAGGUCCACAGUUACCGACUUCAUUUUAUUUUAUUUUCCUUUAUUCCAGAAAAUUGUGUGUUUUUUUAAAAGUGGGGCUGUGAUGGUGCUUUUGCUUGAAAAGUGAAUGGAGAGUAGCCACUGUCUGCAGCACCCCUGUAACAGCAGCAGCACAGGGCACUUGGACAGAGAGCAAGAUCUGGGUCCCCGGGGGCUCCCUAUAGCAGGCGGUGAUGAGUUCCCAGCCAGUUCUGGCACCACACUGGCUGUCAGGGCUUUCUUGCCCUGGGUGAUAGGUUGGAGGAAAAUAUCACAAGAUCACUGCUAAUUACAAAUUCUAGGACUGCUGACCCAGCUCCCGCAGGAAAAUGGAAGUCCACACCCAAGUGGGGUAUGCAGAGAGGGAGAGGGGCAGAAAAUGUCCACAGGCCCCCAAGAAGAUUCUUGAAGACAACCCAUGCAUAACUAAAUGACGGGAGAAGCCACUUGCCAGAGCUCUUCCCAAAAGAGUCAGAGCCCCUACAGGUCACCAGGCAAGGGCCCGCCUCCUUGUUACAGACUUCUCUCUCUCAUCCAGCACUUGCAGGGACCAGGGGGCCCCUGGAGGAUGCUGAAUGAAAACAAGGAUGAGGCACCAGGAGGCACGCAGUGCUAGAACAAGCCAGCUCCUUCCUGGGCUUCCAAAUAACCAGUAGAGUGAAGGUGGGUUUUUAAUUCUUCAGGCUUUUCCUGCUGAGAUGUUUGUGAGGACGUAUUCACUUUCUAAGGAAGGCUAGCUCCUGAACUCCAGCCCAAAGUGAAAGAGAACUUCAAGGAAACUCCUUUCCCCUAGGAAAGGGCAGUGGUGGUGGUCUCAUUAGUAGGGUGUGGCAGGAAGAGGGUAUGCAUGGGUCACCCAGAGGUGACCCCCCAAUCUCCAUGAGUGUGUUAAGAGCAGAGUGGAAGGCAGGGAUGGCCAUGCAAAAAGUAAACCAGCUCUCCUGCUUCUGACAUGUAAAGAAAUGGCAAUUGACUAUCCCUUGGGGUACCUAAUCCCACAGGUGCCUUUAUACCCAGCACCUUGUCCCUGGCUUGGGGCCACAUUUUUCCUACAGAAGCAAGGCAUGCAAGGUUUAGGGCAGGUGGGAUGACCCUGGUGCCUGGCUUCGGGCAUGUGGAGUAAAUCCCAUUGUUCUUAAUAGGGCCAGGCAGGAAGGGCCUUUAGGCCUCUGCAGCUCUCUUCUCCACACUUAAAAAAGAACCCAGCAUGGGAACUUCUGAGGGCCCCUCCUGUUCCUUUUAAGCUGCCAUGUUGAUCAGAGAGCCAUCCCAGUGGCUGUCACCCUGGCACAGAGGCUUGCACAGAAACCUGGCUCUGUCCCAUUGACAUUGCUGCAGAGACCUUGAGCAGGUCCUUCACCAGGUUUCAUGUUCUUCUGUAGAUUGGAGCAUUCAAUAUCUGCUUCACAAGGACAGUUUAAGUAUUAAAUAAAGUCGUGUAGAUAAAGUAGUUAGUACAGUGCCCAGAACCUAAGAGGUGUAAAUAGUAAGGAUUGUUUUAGUUGUCAACACUUAAGUUGCUUCCCAGACCACUUGCCUGGUUUCACUUUCAUAUUUAGAAACAGUUAACAUUUACUAAGCAUCUACCCAGAACUGGGCACUUGGACAAACACACCUUGUUUAUGCAUCUGUUUGCCCAGCCCAUUCACCUGGGUUCUGAGCUCAUUUCCAGCCUUGCCAUCUUUUUUCCCUGGUUUCCUGAUCAGUGCCUGUUUCCUUCCAGUGCCUAUUGCCAGACCUCAGCCCCCAUCCACUCUCCCUCCCUCUCUACGGUUCUCCAGGACUCAUACAGUAGCUCAGACUAGGUCACAGCUCCUGGGUAUUCCCUAUGAAUGACCAUAAUUGUUGCCAUGCCUGUCCCCCACCUGCUCCCCUGUUCUGACUCCUUCUACUUCUUCUGGAGUCAGCUGCUGCUCUCAUCCCCAAGCUGCCAAAUCAGGAACCUCAUCACCCAACCAAUGCCCUAGUCACUCUGCUCCUUAUCGAGCAUUUGUUUCCCUUCUCAGUCUCUUUGGGGAUCUUUUUAUUGCCCUGUGAUACCCUAGCUUUAUCUCUCCUGUAGCCUACUCUGUUCUUAAAACCUCCACCCAAUGCUUGAACUCCCCACCUCUCUUCUUGGACUUCUCUCCUCCAAGCCCCUGGGCCCAGUCCAGGUCAUAGCUGUACACUUUAUCAAAAAUGGCUCAACUCAUUGUCUGUCACUAGCAGUCACUGCUCCAAAGGAGUUUUAAGCCAAUUUCAGCUAAAGUAUUAAUAAAAAUGGCAGCUUUGGGGCCAUAUUUACACCUUAAAAAAGGACACUAAGGGAGGUAAGCCUUUAACCCACAGGAAUUAGUCCCUACUGGUAGGAUAUUAAGCACCAAAAUGGGUCAUGAGAUAAAAUAUUUAGGACAGAGCUGCCUUCUCCUCUAUUCCCCUCAGAGACCUCAAUUUUCUUCAUGUAUUUAUGGGCUUUAUUGCUAGGUUCAAGUAUAUUUAUAAUUGUGAUGUAUUCUCUAUAGAUUGACUUUUUAUCACUAUAAAAUGUCCUUUGUGUGUAGUAACAAUUUUUGCCUUAAAGUCCAUCAUUAGUAUAGCUGCUCCAGCCCUCUUUUUCUUGCUAUUUGCAUUGUGUAUCUAUUGCAUCCUUUUACUUUCAAGCUAUCUGUGCCUAAGAAUCUAAAAUGAGUCUCUUGUAGACAGAAAAUUGUUGGGUCAUGUUUUAAAAUCUAUUUUUCCAAUCUCUUUUAGUUGGAAAAUUUAAUCCGUUUAUAUUUAAUAUAAUUAAAGUAAGAUUUGUAUGCCAUUUUGCUAUUUCUUUUCUAUACAGCUUUAUCUUUUUUAUUCCUCCUUUUAUUCCUUUCAUUACUGCCUUUUAUGUUAAAUAUUUUAUAGAUUACCAUUUUAGUCCUCUUAUUUCAUUUACUAUAUACCUUUUUUUUUUUUAGUUCAAAUUAGUACAAGGGUACAAAUUUUUAGGUUACAUUGUUUUCAAUUCUAAGGUAAAGUUGAAGUUGUAGUUGAGCCCUUCAUCCAGGAGAUAUGCUGAACAUCUUCACAUUGUGCACAUUAGGUGAGAUCCUGCCAGUUGUACUAUAUACCUUCUUUUUGUUUGUUUGUUUUGGCAGUUGCCUUGGGGAUUACCAAUAUCUCAAUUUAUAAUAAUCUGGAGUAAUACCAAUUUAAUGGUAUACAAAAAGAUCACUCCUAUGUAGUUCAAUUCUCCCUUCCCUGAUGUUAUGUCACAAAUUACUAAUAUGUUUUUAUAUACUUUGUUCUUACCAACUUACAUUUAUGAUUAUUGCUUUACACAGUUGUCCUGUAAACCAGAUAGAAACAAAGGAAGCUAUAAACAAAAAAUAAAUUCACAUUGUCUUUUAUAUUUAGCUAUGUAAUUCCUUUACCAGUGCUCUUUGUUUCUUCUUAUUAAUUCAGAUUACUAUCUCAUGCUUUUUCAUUUUAGUCUGAAGUAUCUCUUUAAUAUAGAGAAUACUUUAUAAGGCAGGCCUGUGAAAAACCCUCAGUGUCUGUUUAUCUAGAAAUGUCUUCAUUUAACCUUCUUUUUUUUUAUUGUUGGGGAUUCAUUGGGGUACAAGAAACCAGGUAACACUGAUUGUAUUUGUUAGGCAAAGUCCCUCUUGCAAUCCUGUCUUGGCCCCAAAAGGUGUGGCACACACCAAGGCCCCAGCCCCUCCCUCCUUCCCUCUCUCUGCUCUUCCUUUCCCCACUCCUCCCUCCUUCUUUCUCUCUCUGCUCUCCCCUUCCCCCACCCCACCGUGUCCUUAAUUGUCGUUAAUUGUCUUCAUAUCAAAAUUGAGUACAUAGGAUUCAUGCUUCUCCAUUCUUGUGAUGCUUUACUAAGAAUAAUGUGUUCCACUUCCAUCCAGGUAUUUAACCUUCAUUUUUAAUAGAUAGUUUUGCCAGAUACAGAAUUUUUGGUUGAGAGGGUCUUUUCUUUCAGCACUUUGUGCUGCCUCCCUGGCCUUUGUAGUUUCUAACAUGAAGUCAGCUGUUCAGCUUAUUGAGGAUCCCUCGUGUCUCUUGCACUGCUUUUCUCUUUGUGCUUUCAACAUUCUUUGGCUUUGAGCAGUUUGAAUGUGAUGUGUCCAGCUAUGAAUCUCUUUGAGUUUAUCCUACUUGGGCUUUAUUGAGCUUCUUGGGUAAAUAGGUUAAUCAUUUUCAUCAAAUUUGGGAAGUUUUUGGUCAUUAUUUCUGUAAAUAUGCUUUCUAUAAUACCUCUUUCUUCUUCUUCUUUCCUUCCGGGACUCUCAUUAUGUGUAUUUCGCAUGUGUAAUAGUGUCUCACAGGUUUCUGGGGCUCUAUUCACUAUUAUUUUUCCAUUUUUGUGUGUAUUCCUCACACAAAAUAGGUCAAUCAUCUCAAUUGACCUAUCUUCAAGUCCACUGAUUCCUUCUUCUGCCUGCUCAAAUAUAUUUUUGGACCUUCAUUUCCAUUAUUGUACUUUUCAGCUCCAGAAUUUCUAUCUGAUUCUUUAAUUUCCCGUUCUUGAUUCUGUUUAGUGAGACAUUUUAUCAUACUUUCCUUUAGUUCUUUAGAUAUGAUUGAUUUCCUUUAAACAUAUGUAAAAUGGUUUAGAUUUACGGUUUCUAAGACAUCCAAUUGGUAGUCAUCUGCCCUUGUACACAAAUCAAGUUCUUGCCAUCCCU
Messenger RNA from Nycticebus coucang (slow loris), 8241 nucleotides. It is a transcript of the gene CRACR2A, whose product is annotated as calcium release activated channel regulator 2A. Lineage: Eukaryota; Metazoa; Chordata; Mammalia; Primates; Lorisidae. Bases 470 to 2626 code for a protein of 718 amino acids. Gene Ontology annotation, molecular function: GTP binding; calcium ion binding; GTPase activity. The transcript is spliced from 20 exons. The record is from RefSeq and is a predicted model, not a curated record.